This is a messenger RNA of Mesocricetus auratus (golden hamster), 1179 nucleotides long. Its product is annotated as disks large homolog 5-like. The coding region runs from base 27 to 596 and encodes 189 amino acids. The record is from RefSeq and is a predicted model, not a curated record. Lineage: Eukaryota; Metazoa; Chordata; Mammalia; Rodentia; Cricetidae. The transcript is spliced from 4 exons.
GAACACAGCCAGAAUUCAUGUGACCUAUGAAAGGUUUGUUCACGGAAAUUUUUGUUUCAAGGUCCAUAUCCUAUCAUCGGCCAAAACCUUUCUAUGAAAAUCUCCAGAUGGAGCAUAAGCAGGUCAUGGAUGACCUACAGAGAUUGCAAAAUGAGAACAAGGAAGCCUUGGAAAGAUUCCAUGAGAUCACCGAGGAAUCAUGCUUCUAUUGCAAUCUGCAGCAACAACUCCAGAUGGAGAAGUCUCAGGUGCAGUACGUGGUGGAGAAGCUGAGGCAAGAGACCAAGAAGGUGCUAGGGGAAUGGAUCCUGCUCCAGUAUUAUUUGGAUGAACUGAAAGCCAUCUGUGAGAAAGAAGAGCGAGUCAUCCGUGACCUCCAGACCCAGGAGCAUCAGGAGCAGCAGAGACUGGAGGCAAAUCUACAGUCCCAGCAAAAGGAGGAGCUAAUCAUUGAGAAAAAGACCUUAGCAGGAAAGCUGCAGAAUUACCUGACUGUCUCCCAGAUGAGAUCAGAAAAACUGCAACAGGAGAUAGAGAAGGCUUCAGGCCAUGAUGAGAGCACCCUGCAGACAGAACUGCAGUUCCACGAGCACUAAGAGACACAGGCAAGUGAGCCACCAUUGCAUUGUAUUUUCACAAACAAUGGCAUUCCUGGGGAGGCGUUUCUUCCUCAAAUCUAUGUUUGUAUGUGUGAAUAGACCCUGGUUUUGUCUAAUUGGUAACAGAACAAUGGUGAUUUUGGAACUGACUGCCUUUCUUUAUCUCACAGCACACUUUCAGAGAAUUAAGGAGGUCUAAGGAAGCCACAGAAAAGCAAAAAUCACAACAUUCUCCAAAAUAGAAUCAAGACCUCACCAUAAGAACUGUCAAUCUAGCUGUAAUCUCACCCGUGAUGCUAAUAUUAUGCUAAGUUAUUUGGUAUGUCCAAUGUCUGAUUCAUGUGUCUCUUGUCUCAAUUUCAGGAGUAACAAAAUCAUCACAAAGAAGUUUGAGAUCCAAAAUACCUUCCAAGAAAUACUCAGAGCCCACACAUCUACCAGCAAGUGGAGCUCAACAACAUGGAGGGAGGACAUGUCUCUGCUCAAAAUUCUCAUCCUGUCCAGUGCUGAAGCUACUGCUUUUCACUGUUUGUUCGUGGUUUGGGAUUGUUGUUCCAGUUUCACGUUUUAUGAUUCUUUG